AUGCCCCCAGGUUUCACCGCUGUCAGUGGAACCCAAAUUACCCCUACCAUGUACCGGUUAUUGUGGUUCGUGCCCCGAAUUUCGAAGCGCAUUUUUCUUCCUCUAUCAUUAUUGGGCAUAUUAUUCCUUGUGUUCAUGAGUGCUGUCCUGCACGUUCGCCGGGAUUGGCAUUCUCCAAGUUUCUCAAAGCAACGAAUAGCAGCGACAUUGGACAGACUUGUCCAUCAUCAGUCCGUCUCCCCGAUUAUCCUGUCAGAGUUGAAGAAGGUUUUAUUGCCGAACCGGAACACAGAUGUCGCUAAAAACGAAAGCAACCCCCAAAACAAUACUGGUUCAUCAUCAUCAAGACUCACUGCCGUGCAAUUGAGCGUGGAAAACCUGCGUGUUUUAGUGAACUUGUUAAACAGUGCUCAAGUCAUCCAUAACGAAGACAUUUUCGGUAUCUUUGCCGACUCAACGGCGGUGUUUAUAAUUCAAGUACACGCCAGAGCUCAGUACCUUCGGCAUACUGUGGCGAGUCUCGCACAGGUGCAGGGCAUCAAUAAAUCCCUCAUCAUCUUCAGUCACGAUGUCUUUGACGCCGAAAUCAACGAGCUCGUCAGCCGGAUCGACUUUUGUCGAUACACGCAAAUUUUCUUCCCGUUUUCAGUCCAACUGUAUCCCAAUGAGUUUCCCGGCACAGAUCCUCGAGACUGUCCAUCGCUAUUGCCUCAAUCUGAGGCUGAAAAAAUGGGCUGCAUAAACGCUGGUAAGCCUGACCAAUAUGGCCAUUAUCGCAUAGGAAAUUCGUCCCAACUGAAGCAGCAUUGGUGGUGGAAAGCAAAUUAUUUGUUUGAAGGAGGUUUGAAGGCAUUAGCAGGGUUCACUGGAGAUGUGAUUUUCUUGGAAGAGGAUCAUUGGAUUGCCAAGGACAUCUUACACAUCCACCAUUUACUGAAACAGGAAAGCAAAACCAAAUGUCCAGAUUGUAAUGUGAUUAAUUUGGGGAACCCUGACAAAAUUCAGAAUCUUAGAGGGAAUCAGGUGGAAAUAUCGGAUUGGCGAUACAAUACUGGGCUGGCUUUCGGUCCAGAUGCAUGGAAAUUGACGAAAGCUUGCGCAAAACAGUUCUGUUUCUUUGAUGACUACAACUGGGACUGGACACUCAAAUACAUUUCACUGACCUGCAUAAAACCGAAACUCGUGGAAAUAUCGGAUUGGCGAUACAAUACUGGGCUGGCUUUCGGUCGAGAUGCAUGGAAAUUGACGAAAGCUUGCGCAAAACAGUUCUGUUUCUUUGAUGACUACAACUGGGACUGGACACUCAAAUACAUUUCACUGACCUGCAUAAAACCGAAACUCGUCACCCUCACUCUCAAGUCUUCCCGCGUUUUCCACAUCGGAAUAUGGCGGUGCCCAGGGGCAACGGUGGCUGGGGCGACCCUCGUGAUCAAGCUUUAUGCCUCAAUAUACAGGAAGAAGUGCUGGCAUGAUGGGGUUCAACCCCGUCUGGGUCCCCGUCCUCCGAAUCGUCCGCCACGGAAUCCCCGAUUUGGCACGAACCUGGGCCCGCCCCCACGGAAUCCUCGCCCACCUCCCCGUCGCCCACCGAAUCCGACGCUGAAACCCUGGGGGCUGGGCUCUGCUGAUGCCAUGGCAGUCAAUGCAGCUGCACGGAAUCAUUGCACAAAGUCCUCAACAAAAACCCUGAUGCCCCGUGGCGAGUCCCCUUGGGUUCUAGUUAUUGCUCCACCCACGAACCGUCCACCGGUUGACCCCACACCGGCCCCAGCUGCAGCAUUGCUUCCGAAGGCCGUGCCGAACCCAAAGGCACUGCUGCUGCCUCGACGAUUGAACCCGGUAGGGCUGACGAAUGUGUUCACACCGAAACCCGCCGGGUCGCCGAACAGGAAGCUGGCCAAGUUGAAGGGCACGAAGGCGAACGGAUCGAAGAAGAAUCUCGCGGGUUCCGCGAUGCCCUGGGGCCGGCGUGGGGACACUCUGGAC
Notodromas monacha is the source of this 1986-nucleotide messenger RNA. The record is from the annotation of a GenBank genome assembly. Lineage: Eukaryota; Metazoa; Arthropoda; Ostracoda; Podocopida; Cyprididae.